This is a messenger RNA of Caenorhabditis auriculariae, 900 nucleotides long. NCBI's taxonomy places the organism in Eukaryota, Metazoa, Nematoda, Chromadorea, Rhabditida, Rhabditidae. The record is from the annotation of a GenBank genome assembly.
AUGACGGAUAGUGGCUGGAGUAGCGCAGCGGUCGGUUCAGGUAAAUUUCAAAGUUAUCUUUUUUUUUUUAAAGUUUCGUUAAUUUUAAGGCACCGCUCUCCCGUUUUACACCAUGAAGGAAGAGCUACCGGGUCAGUUUUUUGGAUUUUUUUAUAUGAAAAAUAUUAAUAUUGACUUUUCAGCAAGAAGUUUAAUGCUUGGCAGUUGUGAUCUUUUUGAGGGCCUACGAUCUGGGCGCAGUUUAUAAGUUAGUUUUUUUGAUUUCUAUUUUUUUCAAAUAAUUUAUUCUGCGUCAACUCGUCACGCUUUCCUGGAGAAAAUGUCGUAAACCUUUGGUUCACAGGUCUUGAAGCGAAAAAAAGUGUUGUGUACUGUGGUUGUUUCUUUAUCUACUUCGCAGAAAUAAACAAGUUGGCGUGGCCUUUUUGAAAUAAUUUCGGCGAUUUUUGAUUUUUUUUUCCAAUUGUUUAUAAUGAUUCCGUGUAAUUUAAAUCUGGGAGCCGUACGAAAAAAAUGGGUCUUACAACGUUAUAUCGUUUUACGGUGACUUUACCGCGCGAAUUCGAAGUUUUUUUCGUUGUUUCAAAAUUUUAAGUUCGCGCCUAAAAAGCCACCGUAAAAAGUAACAUAUCGCGAUAUAUCGUUGUGAGACCCAAUUUCUUCAAUUUCUCGCGAAAUAAUUUCAAACAAACAUCGCCAAUAUUACUUUGACCAAGGCAAACAUAAAACCUAAUUGAAAUAUUCCAGCCGAUUCUGCGGUCAUCGAAAAAUCCGUGAGGAAAUUUCCUCCUUUUUGCCCCAUAUUUAUGGGAAUUUUAGCUUCAACUCGGCCCAUGAUUCGAGGUUUCUUUUCAAUGAUUUUUUUCAUUUUCUAAUCUGAUUAAGUUUUCAGUUCAUUAA